AUGACAGAUAAUAAAAAUAUAUUCGAAUUUCCUGAAGAUAAAGAAGUUGUACAUUUGAAGUUAUCCGAUUAUGACACACAUUUUACUGAAAAUGGUGGAAGUACAAGAUCUUCAAGAACAAAUGUACACAGUCCAGAAAGUCAACCGAUUUGUGUCCGAUUUUAUGCAUCAGUUUUUGGCCUAGUCUUAUUUGCGGUUUCACUGUAAGAUCUUCCUAAUUUCAAUAAGUCUCGUGAAAGUAGAUUUUAAGGAUGUUUUGUUCUGGAAUUCGGAGUAUCGCAGGUUCAAUUCUGUGUAUAAUUAUACUGUUUGUUUUUCAUGAAUGGAAUCGAUUAUAUGGAAUGGUUUUGACUAAAACACCAAGAGCUUCGAUAAAUUAUGCAAGUGUUCUUCGAGAACAAAAAGAGUUUAUUCCGAUGUAUAAUUUGGAAUGGUUAUUUGGCAAAAGAUAUGAGCCAUACUAUUUUGGAUGCACUGGACCAGCUAUAAAUGGUGAUAAUUGUCGUACUCCUGAUAAUGAAGAAUCUCAUUCACCGGUUAAGAAACGAAGUUCAAAUGAUAUUCUUCGCAAAAAACCGUGA
Messenger RNA from Caenorhabditis angaria, 581 nucleotides. The record is from the annotation of a GenBank genome assembly. NCBI's taxonomy places the organism in Eukaryota, Metazoa, Nematoda, Chromadorea, Rhabditida, Rhabditidae.